Penicilliopsis zonata CBS 506.65 is the source of this 1275-nucleotide messenger RNA. RefSeq lists its product as hypothetical. The record is from RefSeq and is a predicted model, not a curated record. The transcript is spliced from 2 exons. NCBI's taxonomy places the organism in Eukaryota, Fungi, Ascomycota, Eurotiomycetes, Eurotiales, Aspergillaceae. Bases 20 to 853 code for a protein of 277 amino acids.
UUCACUAUCUGAUACCACCAUGUUUGCUCAACUAGAUACUAAACAGUCGAUCAUUGACUAUUGCCGUUCUUGCCCAGAAGAUCAACUUAUUGGAGGCUUGAGAUCUGGCAACCAGGUCGUCAAGCUUCCAGGUUGUGACUUGGUAGUCAAGUUUGGCCCACAUGUCUUCGCCUAUGAAGCAAAGAACCAGCAAGAAGCAUACAGCAUAAUUGAUCAAAACAUCAUCAUAGUCCCUCGGGUUCAUGAUUUUUUCGUGGAUGAUGAGAGGUGGGGCUACAUGAUAUCGGAUUUCAUUCCGGGCGAAACUAUCGAUUCUCUUUCAGAAUCUCAUAUCCAAAAGCUCGCCCACGUUCUUGAGCAUUUACAAUCUAUCACUGCCGAUAGGGCUGGUAGCCUAUGUGGUGGCCCCUCGAUUGGCUUGCUCUGGCCAGAUACAAAUGAUCUGAUAAUCAACACUGUCCAGCAAGUGGAGGAGUGGUUCAACAGCCGGCUUUUUCCUGGAGAUGGCAAGGUUUAUUUUGAACCUAGCCCAUUGGUACUCUGUCAUUUAGAUAUAGCCCCCCGAAACAUUAUCUGGUUGGAUGAUGGUAGUAUCUGUUUACUGGACUGGGCUUCAGCAGGAUUCUAUCCGAGAUUGUUGGAAUUUGCCAGUCUAUUCUUCCAAGAACAUCAUUUUACUAGAAUGCUUCUGGAAGCCGUCGAUUUUGACCCUGGUCGUGAAGAAGGAAAAGUGCAAAGGAUCCACCAGGCAUUGUAUCACAAUGAAAAGUACUCCUUUUGUUCACACGAUGAAACAGCUGAUUGCAUCUUUCCUCUUCCCCUGAUUCCAGAACCGCAAAAGCUUCCGACUUGACAAUGUUGGAAUCGUCAUAGAAUAUCAUGGGAAUGAGUGAUAUAAGAGGAUGAAUGCUUGGGCAUGGUGUAAACUGAGUUAUAAAGUCUAUUAAAGUAAAGACUAAACAGAGUGUGCAGAGAUGUAUGUUUACCUCUCAACACGGCGAAAGUAGAGAGCAAGAAGCUGUGGCCAGAGAUGGUCCACGGUGAUUUCAAGGGCACCGGCCCUUACGCGGUAUAGGAAGCGCUGGAUAAUUGUGUAAUUAAAAUACUAUUUCUGACAGUCUGCAUAUUUUCAUAGCUAGUCGUGCUAGCUUUACUGAAGCCAUUGUAUAUAACCACUAGAGAAAGCAAGGAGAAGGAGAAGGAGGUGUAAAAAAUAAGUGAGAAGGGUUAGUAAGCCUAUGGUAUCUACUAUAUAGAGGUCUAGUGAAGGGAGAC